Messenger RNA from Punica granatum (pomegranate), 2948 nucleotides. The record is from RefSeq and is a predicted model, not a curated record. Lineage: Eukaryota; Viridiplantae; Streptophyta; Magnoliopsida; Myrtales; Lythraceae.
UGGAGAGAGAGAGAGAGAGAGAGAGAGAGAGUUUUUGCAUUGACCCGAUUCACUGAAGCCCAAACUUACAUGAGCCUGAACCUGCGCUGGGCUUUCGUACGCCGGGAGUAUUAGACAACCUCAACGCCCUCUUGGCGGGUGAAUUUGCGCCCGAAGGGGGCGCCUUUAUUACACUGGUCUUCAGGAGGAGGACGACCAGUGGCAACGGUUGUCUUGUCUUUCCCCUCUUCCAGUUUCUAAUAAUUCUCGUCAACCAUAGGUUCUCCCCACUCCCGGGGUCGGUUUGGAUUAUCUGGAAGAAGUCCCACCAAAACCAUUCGGAGGAAGAAGCUGAAUAUCUAAUUCAAGAACUCAGCUAGAAGACCAGAGCUUAGGUUUCUUGUUCUUCAAAGCUCCCGGCAGGUUUCUCGUUCUUCGGAGGUCGGACAGGCUGCGUCUCUCAAAGUGAUUUUGUUUUCUGUCAUUUAUCUCAAAGGCGGGUUUGCUUCUCUCAGCCACUACUGCUGUUUCCGGCGUUUAAAACAUGGGAAAGCACUUGCCUUUUAGUGGUCAAUGCAAGGUCGAGCUCGGGGAACAUCAGCCGGGAUGCUUCUGGGGCAUGCUUCAUGUUCUUGAUUACCACCACUGGCAGUAUAUGAAGAGACUGCUUCAUCACAAGAAACAUCAUAUGAGAAGAAAACGUAAUCGGUGUUGUGUAAAUCCGAAAACAAUCUCUUUUACUUAUGAUGCUGGGAAAGCACCAGAACAUAAUGAUGCUGAAUCAGAGCAUUUGCCGGGCCAGCAUCAUAUUGAAGGGGGGGAAACUUUAGUUGCUACAGAUAUAUCCAAUGAAGAGGUUGACAAGAAGCACGAUCAUCUGAUUGGUGGUGAGAUGGGUCGUACUACUCCAUGCUCGACUAAGGCGGAGGACGAGUUAUUUCAGAGAAUCCUCCACAAUUCCCAUUUUGGAAUUGUGAAAGAUGUUGCCACCGAAUAUGAUGCCAAUAGGGACCCGAGAUUCACCAAAGCUAGAUCAUUUCCCGUGCCCAGUUCCUCCGGGGUCCAAAGCUAUAAGGCCAGCACUCUCAAACACAAACAGAACGAAGUUUGGUUCUUUCCUGGGGGAGAUGGACGGGAGAUUGGCUCAUCUAAUUUUCCUAAGGAUCAUAAGAUACGGCUGAAGCCAUUUAACGGCAUUUUCAAACAAGAAACUACAUUUUCUUCUCUUGAUUCGCCGAAGACAGUUCACAGCCAUGGGUGGAAUCAUUUGAUUAUUAGUCAGUUCAAGGGUAUCAAGCGGAGGAUAAAACGUGCCCUCAAGGAAAACAGAAAAGGAGAUUCACCAACUGAAGCAAUUAUUGAUCACGGAAGCUCUACUGAUGACAAGAACGAAAAUUCUAAUGAUCGUGUCGAAGAGAGUAAGCUCCAAGGGAUGCUGAGAUUGUCCUCUUUGAAUGACUCACUAGAUAAAUAUGCCCGGUUAUUCGAGGAAAGUGUCAGCUUAGAGUCCAAAGCCACCAAGUUGAACAAUUCCAAGAGCCUAAAGUUGACGACCGAAGAUAGGACUAGCGCACCAAAAACCUUCAGAAGGAGACUCUCGCUGCCUGAUCAUGAGACACUUGGUGCUCUUCUGGGUGAUCUGUCUUAUGAUCAUCUUUAUUCGGGGCUGCCAACUAAGACGAAAACGGAAAGCAACAAAUCUAAAGAGUUGAAGCUGAAAAGUGAGCCAUUAGGUUCGUCACAUGACUUCCCAAAAAUUGAUCCAAUGGAGAAAUCAUCAGAAGGAAGAGAUGCAAAUUUGAUCACCGAACCGGGACAAAGUUCUGUUGGAGAUGGUACUGAAGAUCGGUUCGGUGAUGAUGAUAUUUGUGAUGAGAAUUCAGUUGAAUCUGUAAAGAGAAAAAAUAUUCUUAUCCACGGAGAGGAGAUUGGCAUGUCAUUGAAAGACGCCGCUGAGGCAGAACCAUCGAGUCCGGUAUCAGUUCUCCACUCCUUUUUAUCGCACUGGAAGACUGGGGUAGCACCAUUCUCUUUUUUGGAAGGAAUGGAGUUACAUCCCCUUGGUGCUUUAGAUGAUGGGAAUAUUGGUACGAGGAAUGAAGCCGCAGGCAAUCUCUUACAGACUCGUCCCAUAAUUGUUGAAGAGGAUGUGACCGACUUUAACUUCGUAAAAGACAUACUUAAGCUGGGGGGUUUCUUUCAAAAUGAGUUCAUCGAGCCAUGGGAGUCAAUGGACCUGCCGCUUAACCCGAAGCUGUUUGAUGACUCGGAGGUUUCAAAGCUUCAUGGAAUUGAAUGCUCUGACGGCCAAUGCGGGCACCAGGUCCUGUUUGAUCUGACUAACGAAGCUCUCCUUGAGAUUUGCGAGAGACACUUCACCUACUUCCCGAGAGCGUUCUCCUUAGGCCGAUUCACGAGACCGGUUACAAAGGGGCAGCAUCUUCUCGAAGAUGUCUGGACAAGAGUGAAGUGGUAUCGCAGCAUGGGGCCUGAGCUUGACACGACGUUAGAUGAUAUAGUUGGCCAGGAUAUGGCAAAGGGUGAUCGGUGGAUGGACCUCGAAUGGGAAAGCCAGUGCAGGGCUCUUGAGCUUGAGGACAUGAUCUUUGAUGAACUCGUAAACGAGCUUAUACGUUCUUGAUUGGAUUGUAGACCGAAGAACAAUAGCAGCUGUACAUGAAGUUUUACAACUACGCAGGUUCUUAUUCAUUUGAAAAUGGUUUGCCUGGAUCUUAUUAUUACCAUGUAGGCUGCCGGUAGGUUUGGUUUGGUGAUUAUUUGUAGCUUUUGGGAAUGGUUUUCUUGGACAAUAAGUUGUAUACUGCGAGGAAUUCAAUAGACACUGCAAUGUCAAAGAAGUUGUGCUUGCUGUAUCCGUGACAGUUCAAGGUGGACGUACAUAAGGAAGGCCGUGAAAAAUUGAUUAGGCACAACACCAAAUUACAAUAUAUCAGUGAUUUGAUCUAAUA